Molecule: messenger RNA, 1589 nt
Organism: Xyrauchen texanus (razorback sucker)
Lineage: Eukaryota; Metazoa; Chordata; Actinopteri; Cypriniformes; Catostomidae
Exons: 3
Coding region: 216-1310 (364 amino acids)
Source: RefSeq, a predicted model, not a curated record
ACUGAGUUCCAUUGUACAGUAUGAAGUGCAGGAUUAGCAACCGUUUGAUGCUAUCAAAUAAGUUGACUUCCUGUCCCCUUAUCUGUUGGCAAAGUCUCUUGGACUGGUUACAAAUAUGGAUGUGUACAGUAUAAAAGAAGGACUGAAAGAUUGCUGUGCAUUAGAGCUGCAGUCAAGCGACAGAGUUUUACUUGGAACACUGAUCAGAGUGAAAGAUGCAUCUCAGCAGUGUAGCCGUGCUGCUCCUGCUCCACAUCCAGCUUGGCAGUGCUACACAAAUCGAGCCAAACGUGCUGAAGACACUGGUGAAAGAUUUCCUUCUUAAGAAUCUAAACACACCUGGAUAUCUGGAUCAGAUGAGCUUCAUGAUUGGACUGACUCCUGACCAGUGCAAUGGUCAAAGUCCAGUCAAGUACCUGGAGAACGGGGAGGAGAAGCAGCAGCCUAUUGUCACCAAAUCGGUACAGGAUUUCAUAACCAAAUUGAAAGCCAACUACAUUGCAGUGCAUCCGGAUCCCAGCGAAUACUGCUCCGAGUUCAAAAUCUUGAAGAAACCAACAAAUGGAUGGGACCCACCACUGGACAAGGAAUCCAUGACGGGAGCGGAGUGGCUGGGGGAGAAGCUGGAGCAGACGCUGCAAAAUGGGGGCUGCAUGGUCUUCUACACCACCAACUCACCCUGCCUGAAGCACUGUUUCAGUGACAAUUGCGAAAGAAGGAUCGAUGAUCCUCUGUCGAAGAAACCCUUCUCUCUGUGGCAUAAAGAGGGAAAAGUGCACAUGUACUUCAUCUACACCCAGCUCUUCCAUGAUGAAAGCAAUGUUGCCCUAACCCUAACCCAACAGAAGGUCAAGGAAGGUUUCUCUAACCUGAGGAAACUGGGCUUCACCAUCGAGAUGUGCCCUUACCAACUGCAGCUGUCCUGCCCCCAAUGUAAAAGUGUGACCGCCUGCACAAACUGCUUGAGCAAGACAACCUUCUGCAACAACUGCAAAGACAAGAUGUAUAAAUGCCAGACCUGCAAGUCUGUUGACUACCAGAAGACCUGCAAUGAUUGCCCAGAAUUUAAGGGGGAUUGUAUGUGCAACAAGAUCCCCAAGGAGAGACAGGUAAAAUGCAAUCAGUGCAGGAGUCACAGAAAUGACUGCUUCAACUGCCAAAAGGUGUACUGUGACGACUGCUCUAAUGUUCAGAGGGAGUGCCUGGAAUGUGAGAAAGUAAGAGAGAAUGAAUGUAAGAGUUGCCGAAACAGUCGCCUGGACUGCUACGAAUGUCUCAACCAGCGCAUCGAGUGCCAAGUGGAGCAAUGAAAAGGAAAUGAGCUGAGCUUUCUUUUGUACCGUUUUCAGUGUUUGUUUUUAGUCGCUUACAUUUCAGUCCAUCUCUCUGUUUUGGUGGAACAAAAUCAGUCUGGUCAGUCAGUAAUUGGCAGUGCUCAAAAAUACAUACUCUAAAAGCACACAAAGUAAUAAAUACAUGGCAAGCUAAUGCCUGUUCUCAUGUUUAGUGUAUCCAGCAUGUGUGUUACCCCUCUGCAUUUACCUUGUUGGAACUGCCAUACUCUUUGUAAUCAUCAUUAAACUCCAGCA